Messenger RNA from Exophiala viscosa, 1614 nucleotides. RefSeq names its product cytochrome P450. The transcript has 2 exons. The coding region runs from base 1 to 1614 and encodes 537 amino acids. Lineage: Eukaryota; Fungi; Ascomycota; Eurotiomycetes; Chaetothyriales; Herpotrichiellaceae. The record is from RefSeq and is a predicted model, not a curated record. Gene Ontology annotation, molecular function: monooxygenase activity; heme binding; iron ion binding.
AUGGGCUCAGAUUUCCAAAUCCAGUUGAUUCGACUCAUGGUGAUGGCUCCCGGCUAUCCUACACUCUGGAUAAGUCUGCUGCUCAUGACCGUAGCUUUCGUUUAUUGUGAAGGAUCCAGGACGAAUGUUCCCAAAAUCCCCGGCUUGCCCAUGGCACCGGGUUCGCGCCCUUUCACGGGGCACCUGUCGUACCUCGGGGGCCGCCGCAAGGAGAAUGACGCGACGGUGUUUUCGCGCUGGGCACGCCAGCUCUCGACUCCGAUCUUCCAGCUACGGUUGGGUUCGCGGCGGGCCGUCGUCCUGAACGACUUUGCCUCUGUCAAAGGGGUCUUCCUCGGCCACAGCAAUGCCCUGAUCAACCGUCCUCCGCAGCCGGGCUUUUCAGACAUGUUGGGGCUGGAUCCAACGGGGAGCCCUAUGACGGAGAGUGUGCGGCGAUGUCGACAGGCUAUCAUGAGGGCACUGGGCAAGCCCAAAUGGCCCGGAUAUUACACGACGCUGGAACCUACGAGCCGGGCCUUGAUCGCCAAAGCCUACCGUCGUGGAGAGAACGGAGUCCAACCCGUCGACAUCUGGCACCCUCUCGUGAGCAUCAUGUUCGAUCUCGCCAUGGCUCUGACGUACGGGGCCAGGCUGUCCGACCUGGAUGACGAAUUCAGCUCCACCUUCCUCGAGGCUCUCAACACCAUCACGGCCAUCCGGAACACGACCCGAUACUACCGCCACUACGUACCCCUGUUGCGCAUGUGGCCAGAGAGCGGCAGCGAGAUCAAGAGGGCCGACCGGGUCAGGAGAGCGAGGGUCAAGUACCUAUACGAGCUGUACCAGAAGCGUGUCUCCGAAAGGGGUGAGGUCGUCAACUGCGUCAUCCAGAGCCUCGGCGCCGACAAGCUCACCGACGAAGAGAUCCACGCCAGUUGCAUGGCGGUGUUGCAGGCCGCACCCGAAACCGUGGCGGGCGGCGUGUACCAAGCCGUGGGCUGGCUUUGUAGCCCCGAUGGCUUCGAGUACCAAGGGAGAGCGUUGGCCGAGAUCCUCGACUUCUACGGGGGCAGCCGAGACAAGGCGUGGAAUGAGGCCUUCAAGGAUGAUGUCCCAAUCAUUGCCAGCUUGACCAAGGAGACACUGCGCUACUUCCCGCCGAGCCCGUUCGGCUUGCCCCGGGAGACCGUCUCCGAUGUGCCGUUGAAGUUUGCCCAGACCGAGUGGAAGAUCCCUGGAGAAGUCACCGUCUAUAUGAACACUCAGGAAGCCAAUCUCGACGAGUCCUGGUACGGCGCAGAUGCGAAGGUUUUCAAGCCGGACCGCUUCUUGGGGGAUGAUUCCAGUCUCCCCCAUCUCGCAUUUGGCGCCGGGAGCAGGAUUUGCCCGGCCAUGGCAAUUGGAAACCGAAUCACGAACGCGUUGCUGGUGAGACUCCUGCUCGCCUUUGAGAUGAGACAAGCCCAGGAUGGCACGGCGCCGAAGCCAUCGCUCGAUUGGAAAGACUGGUCAGAUAUGCACGAUAGUCUCGUCACGAUCCCGCGGUCGUUCGGCUGCUAUUUUGUUGCGAGAGAUCCACGUUGGUUGAACAGCAUACUCGGCGACAGCGGCAUUACGGCCUCGAUGUUGUGA